UUUUGAACAAAUUUUUAUAAAUUAAUUGCUUAUUCUUUGAUUCUUUGUGAAUAAAAACGUCUAACAAUUUUCAUCACUGCCAAUUUGUUAAUAGAAAAAUCAAUUGCUAAUAGUAUUAAUGGCAUCAAUAUAUUUUCAGAAUUAAAAUGUUAAAAAAUGUCCCAAACUUUGAUUAAUAUUUUAAAAUGAGCACCAAAGACAUGUUAUAUAAACACAUACAUUAGAGGUGUAACUCUCCUACUUCCCAACCAUUCCAUAAUCCAUUUUCUCAAAAAAAAAAAUCAUUCCAUAAUCCUUGUUCUUCCGGCCAAUUAAAUAUAUGGGUGAUAAACUUCGAUUAUUCAUCGGAAUCUUGGGAAAUGGAGCUUCCAUGCUGCUCUAUACCGCUCCAAUAUUAACCUUUUCAAGGGUGUUUAAGAAGAAAAGCACAGAGGAAUUCUCAUGUUUUCCUUAUGUUAUGACACUCUUAAACUGUUUGAUUUACACUUGGUAUGGCUUACCGAUUGUGAGUCAUCUUUGGGAGAAUCUUCCUCUCGUCACCAUCAAUGGAGUCGGCAUCUUUCUCGAAUCACUCUUCAUUUUCAUAUAUUUCUACUACUCGUCGCCCAAAGAAAAGGUUAAGGUUGGUGUUAUAUUUGUUCCGGUGGUCGUCGUUUUGUUCGGGUUAACGGCUGUAAUCUCAGCCGUAGUGUUUGACGAGCCCCGUCACCGGAAAUCAUUCGUCGGAAGUGUCGGCCUCGUGGCUUCUAUCUCCAUGUAUGGUUCUCCUCUCGUCGUUAUGAAAAAAGUGAUAGAGACAAAAAGUGUGGAGUACAUGCCAUUUUACUUGUCAUUCUUUUCAUUUCUGGCUAGCUCCCUUUGGUUGGCCUAUGGUUUACUCAGCCAUGAUCUAUUUCUUGCGUCACCUAAUAUGGUGGGGACUCCAUUGGGGAUUCUCCAACUUAUCCUCUACUGUAAGUACAAGAACAAGGAGACGCCGAUUAUAACAACAGUGAUGAGCAAAUGGGAUGAUGAAAAGAACAAGAGAGAACUUGAGCUUGUAGUUGACGUUGAUCAUGAUGGUCAUGCCAAAGAGAAGAAGUUCAACUACGCAUGUUAGUUAGUUUUUCCCUCCCAAAAAGCUCCAUGUGAAUCCAUAGAUUUAAAGUAAACUUGACGGUCUCGUGGGAUUAUGCUUUCAUUACAUGAUGUUUCAUCUCCAUUGUGUAUCAUGUGAAUAAAACAAGAGUUUUUGUUCUCGA
This is a messenger RNA of Brassica napus (rape), 1241 nucleotides long. Its product is annotated as bidirectional sugar transporter SWEET3. The transcript is spliced from 6 exons. NCBI's taxonomy places the organism in Eukaryota, Viridiplantae, Streptophyta, Magnoliopsida, Brassicales, Brassicaceae. Gene Ontology annotation, cellular component: membrane. Gene Ontology annotation, biological process: carbohydrate transport. The record is from RefSeq and is a predicted model, not a curated record. Gene Ontology annotation, molecular function: sugar transmembrane transporter activity. The coding region runs from base 320 to 1099 and encodes 259 amino acids.